UUGGCUGAGAGCUACAGAAGGAAGCUGUCACUGAUGCUAGUGCUGACUGCUACCCUUUCUGAUUUCUUCCCCAGACAUCUGGGAACAUGGUUGAAUACUUCACGGACCUGGUCUACAGGCCUUCCCCUGGCACAGGCAGACGCUACGCCACCUCAUUCACUGAGAGGAUCAACUGCACUGACUACAAGACAGGGCAUUUGGCUCCUAUGUAUGUAUCUUCAGUGACUGGCCACCUGUCUGCCUCUGGAGUGCUAACAUUCACGGUGACCCUCAUGAAUGUGGACUUCAGUGCCCCAUCAGACUCAAAGGUCAUCUUCCUAGGCUCUCAGAUCCAUAUGGAGUUCUCGGUAAAGAGUUCCUUCCACCAGCCUCUGCAGAUCUUUGUGGAUGAGUGCACUGCCACCCCAACCCCAGAACUUAGCAAGUCUCUCAGGAACUAUAGCAUCAUUGCAAACCAUGGGUGUCUUGUGGAUGGUAAGGUGGCAAACUCCCAGUUCCUGCCCAGACGAACCCCUGAAGCUAUCCAGCUCUCCCUGCAGGCCUUUGAAUUUGUAGGUGUGGACUCUGAUAUCUAUCUCCACUGCCAGGUGCUGGUCUGGGACCCCAAAGUGCUCAUGGAUCCCACAAGGAAGGCCUGUUCAUUUCACAGGGACACCAACAGGUGGGAACUCCUGGACAAUCCCUCUCUGAGCUCUAGCUGUAGCUGCUGUGACUCCCUAUGCCAAGCCACAGCCUCUCGCCACAAGAGGGACCUGGAAGAGUCUGGGGCAGGACUUGUCCAUGCUAUUGUUGUUGGGCCCCUGAGGGUGCAGAAACCAGCUGCAAAGACUGGCAGCUAUGAGUGGGACUCAAACAGCUCUCCUGCAGCCCAGAGUGUCACAGGAGAGAAACCAAGUGUGAUGCCACCUCCUGUUGGUGCCCUGCUGCUGGUAGUUGCUCUCAUUGCUGUGGUGUCCCUGGGUUUCUGCCUGUACAAUGGCCAUCACAAGAGGCUCUGCCCCAGAACCAGGAAGGCUGCAGACUCCUGCCCAGAGGAACUGGUUACUGCAGACCAGGAGUGUACAAGCAUUAAUGCAGAUGUGGAAUGAAUCCAAGUAAAACCUUAAAUUCAGAUGGUGUAUGCAUGUCACUUAUAGCUGGACUGGGAUCUCCUGGGCCUCUGAGGUGGAAGGGGACCAGCAGGUUGAAAGCUGCAUUUGACUAUCUAAUACCGCUUUCUAGCUAAACCUUCUUCUUUACCAAUAUUCCCUCACUAGCCUGAGCCAGGGCAAGUCUUGAAUACUUGUUCUGGAAGAGCUUCACUUAGGCUUGAUCCUAGCCCCUGCUGGUAGAAGUAAAUCACCAUUUAGUAAAUGGGGAAUGUCUAGAUUCCAGUACUAACCUCUGGGGGAGUGUGCCCUGCUUGGGCAGCCAUGCCCUGGACACUCCAUGUGCUGGGGGUCAGCAAGAAAACAUCCUAGUGUCCCAUAACUGUUUAAAAUGCUCUAGCACUCUGACUUGCUUUGAAAUGUGAGCAAACUGCUGCACUAUCUUGCUCCUACAGCUAGAUAUCCAGUAAUUCCUGUGGGUCCUAAUAAUGACUUGAGGAGAGCAGGGACUUGAUUCAGUCUGACCUUAAUGAAACAAAGUCAAUUUAGCACUGGAAACAUCCAAGUGCUGGUGUAGUCCUGAUAAACCCUCUUUCAUGUGUCCUUUCCAGAAGAAUAGGAGACAGAGAAUAGUCCAGUUCCUCAAUAUGGGGCAAACCAGCUGAGCCUCCAUAAGGGUUUAAAAGAUCUUCCUUGAUUCUUUUAAUAUGGGGUUUUUCCUUAAAGAAAAAGGCAUUGGUGGGGCCGCCUACUGCUCUAGGGAAAGUAGAAAGCCUCUUGUCAGAGCUAAGGGUAGAGAUGGACUAGAUUUGACAGCAGUGGAGGGGACGACUAGUUUAGAACAGGAGUAGCAGCCAGCAGAUCUAAACACCUGUAACCCCCCACAGAGAGACCUAGAUUCCUGGGGCUCUAUUUGCUGGCAGGUCAGGGAGAAGAACCCUGUCCCUGACUGAGUUUGCCUUAGCUCCCCCUCCAAGUCUGCCCAGCAACCAAUAGGCAGUGAGGCUGUUCCCAGGGCACUCGGGAAAGGGGAGAAGCAAUUUUUGAGUCAGUCUGGAGCCAGCCAGGAUUGGCUAUUUUGGGGAAGUGGUGCAUACCAGGCCUGCAAGCAGGGUUCCCCCUGAGAACUGGCCUCUAAGGACCUGACAGCAAGAUUCCCUCAGCUGGGCUUUUACCUCUCCACUGACUCCCAGUUUGUCAAGGUUGUUUUGUUUUUUGCUGGGGAACUUCCCCAGCCAGGCUGAGUCUAGCAUUCUAGUUCCCUAGGUGAGACUCAGUCACUACAUGAUCCACUCUGCUGUGGCUGCUAGUCCAGGGCUGCUGCCUGCUGUGAGUGUCUUAGUGUGACCAGAUAGCAAGUAUGAAAAAUCAGGAUGA
This is a messenger RNA of Chelonoidis abingdonii (Abingdon island giant tortoise), 2465 nucleotides long. RefSeq names its product zona pellucida sperm-binding protein 3-like. Lineage: Eukaryota; Metazoa; Chordata; Testudines; Testudinidae. Gene Ontology annotation, biological process: positive regulation of acrosome reaction; binding of sperm to zona pellucida; egg coat formation. Gene Ontology annotation, cellular component: extracellular matrix. The record is from RefSeq and is a predicted model, not a curated record. Gene Ontology annotation, molecular function: acrosin binding.